Osmia lignaria (orchard mason bee) is the source of this 8564-nucleotide messenger RNA. RefSeq names its product cell polarity complex component crumbs (gene crb). Gene Ontology annotation, biological process: Notch signaling pathway. The record is from RefSeq and is a predicted model, not a curated record. NCBI's taxonomy places the organism in Eukaryota, Metazoa, Arthropoda, Insecta, Hymenoptera, Megachilidae. Gene Ontology annotation, molecular function: Notch binding; calcium ion binding.
AAUAGCGAGCGACGUUCUCCAGAGAAGCCGCAGUCUCGCUCGGUGUGUGUGUAUCGGCGGUCGUAGUCGCGCGGGCGGAUGUGUCACGGUGAAGGAAGCAAACAGUCAUUUUACAGUGUGUGGAAAGCAAAAGCGUGUAUUUUUCCUGGUUGAAACGUAAAGCAAGAGAAACGGUGACGUGCGGUGAUCGAGGAUGUCUCAUCGCGAGUGAACGGGCAACGAGAGACGCCGUAAGUGCGCGGGUGUCCUUUAGUUCAACUCUGUAGAUCUCAAGACCGGUGGACGAAAAUGCGGGCGCGAUACGUCGUGGCAGUACUUACUAGCUUGUUAGUAGUCACUGACGAAGCGCCGCAGGACAUCAGACACAAAGAGUACGAUGAACAUCCCCGAGAAGCUUACUUCGACGGCGGCUCCUCUUUCCUCAAAUUGAGAUCGUUCGUGUCGGUACAUAGGCACAGUGGUUUAAGCUUUCGAACCUGCGAUGGUGGUCAACUUUUCAUUCAGAAGUACAACGAUGAUUCGAUCAGUCUCGAAGUGACUCCAGAAGGACUCCUCUUCGUGGCUAUCGUUGAUCAACAACGUUAUAAAGCAAGACUUAACGCCAGGUUACUCAACAACGCUUGGAACAAUGUUAAUCUAUUUUUUAGACUUGGCAAUCUUACUUUAAACGCAGCAGGUCACACACAGGUAAUUGCUAAUGCCACGUACAACUCUGCGAUUCUUACGCUUCCUGACUACGAUAUGAAUGGUUCUCUCAUUGUGGGAGAAGGAUUCAGAGGAUGCAUUCUUCAAGGUCCUGGAAUUCUUUUUAACGACUCUAUCAAUAACGGAGCUGUUUUUGGUCCCUGUCCUGUGGAUAACAAAGGAUGUGGUACAGGCGGACUCGGAAGUCUAGGACCGAGCUCAAUCACCACCAUGGAUUUCUGCAAUCAUGAGCCAUGCAUGAUGCAUGGUAAAUGCGUGUCACGGCAGGAUCGUUACGAGUGCCACUGUUACGCCCGAUAUUCCGGCAACAACUGUCAAAUUGACAAUGGUUCACCGUGUUUGAGUACUCCUUGCCGGAAUGGUGGUACGUGUAACGAGGAUGCGAAAGGAGAUUACAGUUGCGCAUGCAAGCCAGGAUUCACUGGAACAUUCUGCGAAUCUCAACUGGGAGUACGACUUUGCGAGCAAAAUCCUUGUAGAAAUGACGGUGUUUGCUUAGCGCUCACUGAAACCGACUACAGGUGCGAAUGCUUACCUGGAUGGACCGGAAAAAAUUGCGAUACUAACAUCAACGAAUGUUCCUCGAAUCCCUGCAGACACGGGGGAAUUUGCAACGACGGUAUCAAUAAUUACACUUGCAUAUGCGAUAGAACAGGGUACGAAGGUGCAAACUGCGAGAUUGAUAUCGACGAAUGCCUAGCGGACCCCUGUCUGAACAAUGGUAUAUGCUACGACAAUUAUGGUGGUUAUAUCUGCCAUUGUCCGAACGGUUUUGAAGGACAAAACUGUGAAUUGAACUUGAACGAGUGCUUAUCAAAUCCGUGUACACACGGUGGUGAUUGUGUAGACGACGUUGGUUCCUAUCAUUGUAACUGUCUACCCGGAUACGCGGGUCGUCACUGCGAGCUCAGAAGUUUAUGCGAAAAUGCAGCAUGCCCGGCGAAUAGUAUUUGCGUUGAAGAUGCUCACGGACCACAAUGUGUCUGUAAUCCUGGAUUCAUGGGCAAUCCUCCAAAUUGCACUAUCAAUUAUUGUGCCAACAAUCCAUGUAGCAAUGGUGGGACAUGCACGAGCAAUAAGGAUGGAUACAAUUGUACCUGUCCACCAGAAUGGAAAGGACCAACGUGCUUGUCACCUGCUUCGGAUUGGUGUUCCACCUGUUACAACGGAGGUAGUUGCCUCGAGACACGUUUCGGUAUUAUGUGUCAGUGCCCAAGAUUUUGGACAGGACCCCAAUGCAAGGAUCCGAUCACCUGUCGUGAUCUACCUUGCAAGCAAGCUUCCGCUUGUCACGACUACCCUGGAGGCUAUUAUUGCACCUGCGAGCCAGGAUGGGCUGGUCCUGAGUGUUCCAUCGACGAGGAUGAGUGCAUCAGUGAUCCCUGUCGCAACGGUGGCAUCUGUAUUGAUCAGCAAAAUAGCUACUACUGUCAGUGCCUUCCGGGAUACACCGGUAAGAACUGUCAAAUAAACGUGGACGAAUGUUUAUCCCAACCUUGCCAGAACGGAGGCACGUGUAUCGAUCGAAUCAACGGGUACACGUGCAACUGCACCAAAGACUUCAUGGAUGAAAACUGUGAACGCGAGUACAAUGCAUGCGCGGUAAAUCCCUGCCUGAAUAAUGGAAACUGCACACUGAUACCGAGAUCGAGGCGGGAAUUCGUUUGCGAAUGCCCACGGGGUUUCGAGGGAAAGAUAUGCGACAUCAACGUGGACGAUUGUGUCGACGUCGUAUGUCCUGACGGGAAGAUUUGCGUCGACGGUAUCGCUGGUUACGAAUGCAAAUGUCGCGAGGGUUACAGAGACCCUAAUUGUACCCUAAUCGUCGACCAUUGCGCGACGAAACCCUGCAACGGCGGCACGUGCAUCGACCUUGGAGACCAUGGUUUCGAAUGCAAGUGCAAAGACGGAUAUCAAGGACAAUUUUGUGAGGAAGACAUGGACGAAUGCAAAAUUGGAGGUAGUUCUCUCUGCAAUAACGGAAUAUGCGUGAACAACGAUGGCAGUUAUAACUGCUUCUGCAGACCUGGAUUCUCUGGGGACCACUGCGACAUCAACAUCGACGAAUGUUUAUGCGGACCCUGCAAGAACAACGCCACGUGUAUCGACGGUAUUAACACUUUCGAAUGUCGCUGUCCGCCUGGUUACUCCGGGAAAACAUGCGACAUGGACGUGGACGAAUGCGAAAGCGAUCCUUGCCUAAACGGUGCGAGCUGCGUCGAUGAAAUCGCUAGUUAUAUGUGCGUCUGUUCGCUGGGCUUUAGUGGUACAAAUUGUGAGAUUAAUAUCGACGAUUGCGAUCCAUCGCCUUGUCUGAAUCACGGCCUAUGCAUCGACGGUAUAAACAAUUAUACCUGUGACUGCAGCGACACGGGUUUCGAAGGUGCACGCUGCGAACAAAAUAUCGAUGAUUGCCGAUCGGAGCCCUGCGUGAACGGUGCUCUCUGCAUAGAUGAUAUUAAGAAUUAUAAAUGUCAGUGUUACGCUGGUUACACUGGGAAGAAUUGCGAGGUUGAUGUAAACGAAUGCGAGAGCUCACCUUGCCAGUAUAAUGGAACUUGUCUAGAAAGAUCCAAUAUUGAAUUAUAUAAGAGCGAUGCAGUGACGUUACCUUCGAUAUUUAAUCAAGAAUUUAGUUACGCGAACGCAAGUGGAUACGAAUGUCUGUGUGUACAAGGUGUAAUGGGUAAAAAUUGCGAAUUAAAUAUCAACGAAUGCGACAGCAAUCCGUGCAAAGCUGGAGCUUGCGUAGACCGUAUCGGUGGUUACACCUGUGAGUGCGAGGAUGGUUAUGAAGGUGAUCACUGUCAGCACGAUAUCGACGAAUGCAAACGGUACACACCUUGCGAGCACGGUGUAUGCAUCGAUGGAAGGGCUGAUUAUACUUGUACCUGUGAACCAGAGUAUGGUGGCAAGAAUUGUUCGGUAGAGCUGAUCGGUUGUCAAGGGAAUGCUUGUCAGAAUGGCGGCACUUGCUGGCCAUAUCUUGUGGAUGAAACGAUACAUAAAUUCAAUUGCACCUGUCCAAAUGGAUUCCACGGAGAAGUCUGUGAUUAUGUAACAACAAUGUCCUUAAGUGGAAGAUCAUACGUUCUGGUGAAUACUACUCGUGACGAGGGAUAUGAUAUACAAUUUCGCUUCCGAACAACUCUACCAAAUGGACUGCUAGCUAUUGGAAAAGGAUCAACGUUUUACAUCCUUGAACUUGUAAAUGGCAAACUGAAUCUGCAUUCGAGUCUCCUGAACAAGUGGGAGGGUGUAUUUAUUGGCAGCGGUUUGAACGACUCUACUUGGCAGAAAGUGUUCGUUGCUAUCAAUGCAACCCAUUUAGUACUCUCAGCUAACGAAGAACAAACAAUUUAUCCUAUUAGUCUGAACGAAGGUUCCAAUUCUAAUCACACAUCUUUCCCAAUGACUUACGUUGGUGGUACUACUAGCUAUCUUCAAAGAUUAACCCAUGGCCCGUCAUUUUUUGUGGGUUGCACCGAGGAUGUUGUUAUUAAUGGAGAAUGGGUAUACUCUGGUACCUCAUCUACGACCAUAUAUAUGGAGCAUGUUGAAUCAGGUUGUCCAAGGGAAGCUCAGUGCUCGCCAAAUCCUUGUAAAAAUGGUGGACACUGUACUGACAGGUGGCGAGACUUUUCUUGCAAAUGUGAGCGACCAUAUCUAGGGCAUACCUGCCAAUACAACAUGACAGCAGCCACAUUUGGAUACGAGAAUAUCACAAAUGGAUACGUGACCGUGAAAGUGACAGAUAUGGCUAGGAAAGCAGUCAGAUCUAUUGUCGAUAUUUCCAUGUUCAUUCGCACUAGACAAGAUAGGGGUGAUAUAUUUUAUCUAGGAUCAGAACCAAAUCCACCAGCUGAGUCAAAGUCUCAAGAGAAAACUUACAUAGCGGCUCAGCUGGAAGGAGGUGAAUUACUUGUCAGAAUUCAGUUCAAUGGUACCGAAGCUUACACAGUUGGAGGUGUAAAACUGAACGAUGGAAACAAUCACCUGAUACAAGUAAUUAGAAAUGUGACGUUGGUUCAAGUAAGGAUCAAUGGUACCGAAUACUUUAGGAAAACCAUCAGUGCUUCUGGUCAAUUGAACGUGACCGUUUUGUAUCUGGGAGGCUUGCCACAAGCGUCUAGAUACAUACGACAAGUAGAUAAUCGUCAGAUAGAAGUGUCGCAAGCUCUUCAAGUUAAUUUCAAGGGUAUUAUUCAAGAUGUUCAAAUAUCCAAUGGCACUGAAACCAUGGUUGUUGAAUUCUUCCCUCUAAAGGCAAAUGACAUUCCAACACCGAUACAAUUUGGCAACGUAACUUUUGAUUACAACAAAGUUCUCAAGGGAGUAAUAUCUGAUAAUGUCUGCGUAAGCAAUCCGUGCAAUCACAAUGGAACCUGCCAUGUCACGUGGAAUGACUUUUGGUGUCAGUGUCCACGUGGAUAUACCGGGAAGACGUGUCAAGAAAUGGAAUUCUGUCAAUUGCAAGAUUGUCCAGCUGGCUCGAAAUGCCAGAACUUGGAUGACGGCUAUGAAUGCAUCGCUAAUGCUACUUUCAACGGAGUAAACACUUCCUUCAGUUACGUCUACAAUCAAGUGGAAGAAAGAAACGUGACAGACUCGACGAUUGAUAGCAUUCAAAUUACUUAUCGUUCGAGUACAGGCGGUACUCUGAUGCAUAUUGCUCCUCGCGUGGGCGACCUGCAUUUCACAGUUUACGUUUACAAGGACAAGAUCACAGUAUCAUGGCGUUUGGAUACGCAGAACCAAGGAGUAUUGACUUUUGGUAAAUCUGAAGCUGAUGGAAAUUGGACAUCGAUAAUAUUGAGAUUAAACAACAAUUCCAUGGAGUGUAGCUAUGCAAACUCUAAUGAUGAGAAUGCAUCACGUGUUAGUCCGAAUUUUAGUUUCUCCUUAUGGUAUGAUUUAUUAAUUACUGGGACGGUCACCCUUGGUGGACUUGGUUCCACCUUGUCUAAUGAACACAGCUACGUGACCAUCGGUUCUAGUAAACAGAAUUUGGAAAAUAGAAAUGGAAUUAAUGAAAAUUCCAUAGACUUCAAUGAACGCGUAUUAACCACUGCAUCACCACCUCAUGAUGCAAUGUCAGGUGAAACUUUUAAAGGAUGUUUAGGAGAAGUAAGAAUUGGCAGCAUGCUGCUACAUUAUUUCACAUAUGAAGAGGUUUAUCAAAAUGCUAAUUUUACACCAUUGGAAUAUUUAGCAUUACAAGAAGAUAACGCGACCCAUCACGAUAAUAUCGGUUGCCAGCUCUGCUUCGAUUCUGAUUGCAAAAACGAUGGUUAUUGUCUGGAUAAAGCGAAUAGUUACAUUUGUGAAUGUCCUGCUGGUUACACGGAGAACGAUUGUUCGUUUAACAUUGACGAAUGCCUUGAUAAUAAGUGUCAAAAUGGAGCAACCUGUGUUGAUGGAAUUGCUAAUUACACAUGUGUGUGUAAUAGUGGAUGGCAAGGAUGGCUAUGUGAUAGCGACAUCAAUGAAUGUGUACCACUCAACCCUUGCCAGCAUGAUGGAGUAUGCGUGAAUUAUCCUGGUUAUUUCCAUUGUGAAUGUCCAGAUCAAUUCACUGGCAAUCUUUGCCAGAAUUUCCGUUUGAUCACUUGUGAAAAUCAACCGUGUAAAAACGGUGGUAUUUGCACAGACGUAGUAAAUCCGCAAACUGGUGACAAUUUCACCUGUACUUGUAUGACCGGUUACGAAGGAUCAAUUUGUAAUGUUCCUUAUUGCAUCGGUCGAAAAUGUCAGAACGGUGGCAAAUGUGAUUUCUUGUACCAGUACCAGACACCUCGAUGCACUUGUUUGCCUGGGUACUCGGGAAUGUACUGUGAAAUUAAUAUUGAUGACUGUGCGCCAGAUGCAGAAGGAAAUGUACCAUGUAAAAAUGAUGGGAAAUGUUACGAUGGAGUAAACAAUUUCACUUGUGAUUGUAGUGAUACAGGUUACACAGGACCUGAUUGUUCUUUGGAUAUAAAUGAAUGUCAGGAUACAACGACAGAUUGUGGUCAUGGUCAGUGUGAAAAUGAACCAGGAACUUAUCGAUGCAUUUGUGAACCAGGUUAUUGUGGAUACAAUUGUGGAAUGGUGAAUCCUUGCAAAGAGGAUUACUGUCAGAAUGGAGGUACAUGCGAUUGUGGAGAUGACGGUGGUUACAGGUGUCAGUGUACAGCAGAGUAUACUGGUCAAAAUUGCACAGAGACGGAACACUUUUUGAGCAGUCAAGCGAUGGACAUAGCAGUUAUAGUUGGUCCUAUCGUUGGAUGUCUCUUCCUGAUCGCAGCAGGCUCUUUAGUUGCAUUAUUUAUGAUGGCCAGGAAGAAACGAGCGACUAGGGGUACAUAUAGUCCAAGUGCUCAAGAAUUCAGUAAUCCACGAGUAGAAAUGGACAAUGUAAUGAAACCACCACCAGAAGAGAGAUUAAUCUAAGAACUUUCUUGCGACGAAGGGGGAUAAGUAAGUGUUUCGCGUCACUGGAUCCUAGUCUGCCAAGAAUAUGCAUCGUUACUACAGUGACAGCAAGAAAGAAAGGAAAAUGUCAAGUUUCAUCUCACGUUUUCUAGUCAAUGCAAUUACACAACUAUCAAAUUGACCUAAGAAAUCAAGCGAGCAACACGAAGAACAAUAAUUUUAAAGCAUUUGGAAAACGUCGCUGGAGAUGAAACACGACAAAACGAAGAACAAAAUCUUAGAGAAAAAUUGAUUAUUAAGGAGCUUUAUUGAACGAAUACAGCACUGAACAGUGUAUUACCAAAUUUGUUGAUUUUCAUGAAUCAAUGUAACUACACAAAGUGUACUUAAAACUUCGUUAAGUGUCCUUAACUUGCAAGCAAUACUCAAGAAAAGCUCCUAAGCAACGAGACCCGUCCAUUUUAGUGCCUAAUCAAUCCUACGUGAAAAUGUUAUUUAUAAGCAAUGAAUAUAAAAGAAUUUCAAGUGUGCAUUUUAGAAACGCGUUAAACAUAGAUGUGUACGUUGAGAUCUCUAAAGCAUAAUGGUAUUCGUUACUCAUUAUUUUACUUGCUAGCUACCAGGCAACUAUAAUAUAUAGAUAUCAUUAUGAAAUCGUAGUAAUGUUACGACUUAUUACAAAGAUAAACGGAACUUUGUAAAAAUUUCGUAGAUGGUGGUUAAUUGUCGUUCGUGCGUUUGUACGUUUCCCAGUACCAACGUGCUUGUUAAUUUUGUACAUAAAUUAGAGUAUAAGUUGAAAUUAUUAACGAUUUUACCAUUAGCAUUUUAUAUGGAUAUAGUAUUUAAUAACGAAUAUUAUUUGGUACGUAACCACUUACUACCACGACCAAAGUAAUAGCGAGAAUUUUUCUCGUCUACUAAUCAUAAACAAUAAAAAUAUCGUUUCUCUUCGGUAACAACAAAAUAAUUGUUCUUUACGGAAAUGAAAAAAGUGAUGUAUCGUCUGUCUUAAAUAUAUUAAUUUUAAUGUAUCAUUAUUUUCUCUUAAACGAAUACAAAAUUCGUUACAUUGAAUUUUAAUAUCAAAUGACAAAGUUUUUAAGAAACGCAGCGUAUGUAAUAUGAAAAUGUUUUAACGAAGUACCAAUCAAAAAACAAAUACGACCUUUAUGAUGUGAAUAAUUUAUAUUUCGAAAGAUAAAAAUGACUGUAUUGCAUUAUCGUAAAUUAUGAAAAAUAAUCCUUGUUCAAUAUCUACUAUAAAUUAAAUAUCAUAAAUGUUUUAUUCAAGACUGAAACUUUGGAUACUAAGAAAAAUACCUAAAUAAGAGUGCAUGCGCUUUUCAUGUGAAUACUUAUUUUAUGACAAGAUGUGACAACAUGCAAUAUUGUAUGUAAAUAAUUGCUGAAUGUACAAAAAUAAUAAAAAUUUAAAUAUUUCA